AUGGUAUCGCCGACAUCUUACGCCAGUCAAUCGCGUCUGCGCUAUUGGGCAGACAAGCUCGCCGUGGAGAGCGAGCCAGGGCUCAGCACGGUGCAGCUCAUGCUCACGAACCACGAUCUCAAGCCCGUCGAGCCCGCUCGCCGCCUAUGGGGCACCUGGAAUUAUAUCGCGUUCUGGAUCGCGGCGUCUCUGAAUGUUUCCACGUGGAUGAUUUCCUCAUCCAUGGUCUUCGCGGGGUUAUCGUGGUGGCAGGCUUGGCUGUGUGUGUGGGUAGGAUACGCCAUCGCCGCCUGUUUCAUAGUCUUGACGGGACGGAUCGGCGCCGUGCAUCACAUUGGCUUUCCCAUUAUUGCGCGCUCGUCGUUUGGUAUCUGGGGUGGUCUGUGGCCAGUAAUUAACCGCGCCGGCAUGGCUUGUGUCUGGUAUGGCGUCCAGACCUAUAUCGGCGGCCACUGCGUCUACCUCAUGAUCAGGUCCAUUUGGAAAUCGUGGGAUCGAAAAACAAUUCCCGAUACAUUUCACAGCGAUGCUACUACUACCGCGGACUAUGUCUCCUUUUUUAUUUUUUGGUUCUGCUCGCUGCCGCUUCUAUGGUUUCCCGUGCACAAGAUCCGCCAUCUGUUUACCGUCAAGUCCUGCACAGUGCCUUUUGCUGGUAUUGCCUUUUUAAUCUGGGCGAUUGUGCGUGCUGGAGGCCUUGGUCCUAUUGUUCGCCAAGAGAAUAAAAUCCACGACAGUGUUUUGGCUUGGGAGAUUAUCAAAGGCAUCAUGUCCUCCAUUGCCAAUUUCUCAACGCUCAUCGUCAACGACCCUGAUUAUACCCGCUUUGCCACUCGUCCAAACGAUGCUCUUUGGUCUCAGCUGUUUACCAUCCCACUCGGCUUUGCUCUUACUUCUUUGGUGGGAAUUCUGGUGUCUUCUUCUUCUGCCAUCAUUUAUAACGAGGCCAUUUGGGAUCCGUUGGAGCUACUCGGCAAAUUCCUCGACGAUGGAGGCUCUGCGCAACGCUUCGGCGUCUUUGUUAUUGCGACGUCAUUUGCUCUCGCGCAACUGGGCACUAAUAUCGCAGCUAACUCUGUUUCUGCUGCUACCGACAUGACCGCUUUGAUGCCACGCUACAUCAACAUUCGCCGAGGCAGCUACAUCUGUGCAGCUGUAGGAUUGGCCAUGUGCCCAUACAAUCUGCUCACCGAUUCCAAUAAGUUCACAACCUAUCUCGCUGCCUAUAGUGUUUUUCUCAGCUCGAUUGCUGGUGUCAUGAUUACAGACUACUAUUUUCUGCGAAAAGGCUAUCUUCAGGUCAAAAAACUCUAUGAUAUUGGUGGGCCAUAUUGGUACACUUACGGCAUCAAUUGGCGCGCCUACGCAGCAUACCUCGGUGGCAUCGCUAUCAAUGUGGUCGGCUUUGCGGGUGCCGUCGGCGCUGAUGUCCCUGUUGGCGCCCAAUACAUAUACAAUGUCAAUUUCUUUGGAGGAUUCAUUGUCUCGAGUCUUCUCUAUUGGGCGCUAAGCAAGUGGUUCCCGAUCCCUGCCACAAGCCAUCAUUGGGUAGAUCCUGACGAUGAUAACAGCGAAGCCAACAGCACGGAAUGGAGAUUAGGCGAUGCCACUAAAGAAGUGGCUUAG
This is a messenger RNA of [Torrubiella] hemipterigena, 1626 nucleotides long. Lineage: Eukaryota; Fungi; Ascomycota; Sordariomycetes; Hypocreales; Clavicipitaceae. The record is from the annotation of a GenBank genome assembly.